Messenger RNA from Diaporthe batatas, 3402 nucleotides. RefSeq lists its product as uncharacterized. The record is from RefSeq and is a predicted model, not a curated record. The transcript is spliced from 6 exons. Bases 89 to 3169 code for a protein of 1026 amino acids. Gene Ontology annotation, molecular function: ATP binding; ATP hydrolysis activity. Lineage: Eukaryota; Fungi; Ascomycota; Sordariomycetes; Diaporthales; Diaporthaceae.
CGACCCCUCCUUCCCCUCUUCAUCCACGUUUGCUUGACUAUUCUCGUUACGACUAUUCUCGUUACGUUGAGGAACAUGACAUAUUGACAUGGCACUGGAAAAGGGGGCUCUCAGAGCGGACAUCUCCACCAGGGAGUCUUCUCCGGUGCUUGCAGCUGGGAAGACAUCUGAAGCUUCUGAGGCUUCUCUUGUCAACGAAGCGGCUGAAAACCACGAUGAAUCAGUCAGCAUUGAUAACCAUGUCUCGAACUUCACUAGACUGGCCGGAAUGGCUCAGUCUCCAGCAGUACCACCAAACGUACAACCACUCCUGGAAUCACUCUUUGCUUCCCUUGAAAAAUUUCAGAAACUCCAGCAGGAGUGCAUCACCGAAAUUUCGAGCAUUCUUCAAGGAUCACCUGCGUCUCAUGUUGUGCGCAAUUAUUUACCAGACACCAUCAUCCCACGAAUGCGUACGGUGGGGUGGGAAGACUUUCACAGAUCUCACGCCGGCUCAGAGGCACAAUACACCAUUGACAUUUUGGGCGAAUCGACAACGUCCUCUAUCAGCGAGACGGUCGCCUUGUACGGUUUCCGGGUCCCUGAGCGGAUCAGAGUCAACUCUGCUCGUGUCAUAUACACGAUCAAAAAUAAGUUCUUUGCCACACAUGUCGAGGACUCUAGCCCCGUUACUCGGCCAUUGAUUAUUCUUCGCCCAUUUAAACGACUCGUCUAUGACGAACAACACAUGAAAGCUCUGAUCGGCGAACUUGAGGCGCAGCUGGAUAAAGGGACCAAAAUCGAGUCGACAGAAGACUUCGCCAACUUCAUGCAGCGCUUUACGCGUCUCCAAGAUCACAUCAAGUUCUUGAAUCUCUCAUGCUUUGAAGAGUUUCACUUUUAUGUUAAAGAGCUUCGAUGUCUGCUUGACUUCAUGGACGAGCGCGUAGAGCCGUCACGAAAGCGGCUUCGAACAGAAACGGAUAUCGUGUCGUUCUCAGAGCUUUGGUUUCUAUACCCAGAAGGCACCUACAUAUUCAUCAAAAGCGUCGGCUCGGCGCAAAGAGUCUGGCGUAUCAUCCAAAGGACUGGAGGUCGACGACCAAUGACAUCAGUUGUCUCAAAGCAAGAACGGCCGUCCGUGCAUAAUUUGACCAACUUCGUCAUUGAUUGCUAUUUCAUCGAUUACAAUGGCUCGCGAUUCUUUCCAGUGUAUGGAAGAUUUGAGAUCGAGGCGUUUGAGGGGAGAAAAGCCGUUGCUUCACUCCCUGUCGUUCCUAUUCGCAUUGCUGCGAAGGAGGGCCUCCUCCAAGAAGAGGCAGUGAUUCAGCGCAGCAGGUUAUUCAUUCAGUAUUGUACGAAAACCAGCCACCUCUACUACAAUGGCUGGAGUCAUCAUCGAGAACCGAAUGGAAAAUCACUUCGAAGCCAUUCCAAUACAAAGAUCGACAGCGAGGUCAUUAUAGAUUUCGAGAGGGCGGUAGCUGAAGAUCCGUCUCUGGUCGAACAUGAGACAGAUCCUUCCGUUUAUAGAAUCUCGGAUGGUGAGCUUAGUGGUGUCGAUUUGGAAAUCGACAAUGACUCGCAUUGGGAUCAGUACUCAUCCGACGAGCUCUGCGGCAACAUCCAAGUACCCGACAACGACGGAAAUCUAGCCGGCCAUGGGGAGUGUAUGCCUAUUUUCCCAGACAGGGUUUUUGGCUACGUCUUAAAGACUCGCACCUGGGCAUCCCUCCGGAUUGAGGCACUCAUGGCCAUCCAACCCGGAGCGGACUCUUGGGAUAGAUUACAUCUGCCAGGCGGCCAUAAGGACAUGAUCCGGUCACUGGUCUCUGCACACUUCGAGAGAAACCAUGAUAACACUGGAACACAAGAGAGUCUUGACCUCAUACAAGGAAAAGGACAAGGUUUGAUUUUGCUUCUUCAUGGAGAACCGGGAACUGGAAAGACUUCCACAGCUGAAUGUGUAGCUGCAACUACGAGCCGUCCACUCUUGAAAAUCAAUUGUGGAGACAUCGGAAUCGCCCCCGACCAGGUCGAGCGGACACUCGAUAACAUGUUCGGCUUAGCUCAUGCUUGGGGUUGUGUAUUACUUCUAGACGAGGCCGAUGUGCUGCUGGCCAAGCGAAGCAAAUCCGAACUCGCUAGGAAUGCUCUUGUGUCUGUUUUCCUCCGAAUGAUCGAGUAUUACACUGGACUCCUUUUUCUCACGACGAACCGAAUGAGGGCUUUUGACCCCGCUUUUGCCUCCCGAAUCCACGUCUCUUUGUAUUAUCCCAGAAUCAACGAAGAGAUUACUUUGAAGAUAUGGCGCAAUAAUAUUGACAGGGUGUCGAGAUCUCGACCAGACAUAAAGAUGGACGAGCACGCUUUGAUUGCGUACGCAGCCAAGCUGUACGAAGCUCAAUGUCAUCAGUACACUCGCAUUCCAUGGAAUGGUCGACAGGUCACAAAUGCCUUCCAAAGUGCUCUGUCCCUAGCAACUUUCAGCGCUCCUUCUGACGGACGUCCCGAGCUUACCACCGCGCAUUUCAACCAGAUUUCUGAGCAGUCACAGCUGUUUGAUGCAUAUCUAAAACUACCUCCCUCCACCAGAUAUUAUGACACUCAGCGUCAGUCAAGAAACAAUCUCCGUCCGGGCACCUCGGCAAUUUCUCUAGGUCCCGGCUCCAGUAUCGAAUCGCUAUCCCCUAGCGAUCACUCGCAGAGCGACGACUCCUCAGAUAGUGAAUCUCCUGUUUUUCAGCCAGGCCAUUCGUCAAAACUCCACAAGCCACCUGCUCUGCAGCCCGGCCUUCCGGCAGCAUCAACGCAGCUACACGAACAGCAUCAGCUCCCGCGGAAUCAGGCCUUCUCUUCAGCCUCACCGCCUCAUGUGAAUCCAUAUCUAUGGCCACCACACACGCAACAACACUUCACCAUGCCUACGGGGAUACCUUACAAUAUACAGACACAACAGCCAUGGCCAGUGCCGAUGCCACCAGUUCCCCAGCAACCGAGCCAAUUUCCCGUUCCCUCCACAGCACCUUAUAUGACAGCUUUCAAUCCUUUCCAACAUUAUCAAGGCCACUUACAUACAGACACACAGGCCAUGCCAGCUCAAACAACACAGCAACAAUGGCAUAGGAACAACGUUUCGAAUUCUGGCACGACUGUCACACUCCCAUUUUUCGAUCGUACUGCUCCGUGAUUCCAGCAACAAGAUGAUCUUUCAAAUCAUCAGUCUCACUUAACACACUCGACAUACGCCACCAGGGCCAGGCAUAAUAAGAAAGAACGUCAGAGGGAAAAGAAACGUCGAGGAUCGAAUGGGAGCCAGGCAGAACAUGAAUAUGAAGGCUUUUGGAGCCGGCUUACGAAAGAUACAUGAACAUUCGUGAGACAAGGGGAGCAAGAUUUGAAAAGUUGACUAACACUUUACGG